GGGAUGUAGCUGCACAGCCCCGUGUGUGCCCGGUGGCUCCGGCUCCAUCCCCGGUGCUCAGCGUGUGGUGCCGUGUCCCAGCGCAUCCCCGUCCGCCCGGGGCCGCUGCCGUGGCCCUCAGCGCUGGAGUUUGGCACGUUGCUAUGGCGACCCCGCCGCCGCAGGCAGCCCCGAGCCGCCACCAGCACAGAUACCAGCAGUAUGCCUGUCAUAAAGUACCCGAGGCUUAGAGAUCCUCUCUUUUAUGAAUGGGACAGGAAAGCCCAGAAAUGUGGAUUAAGACACACAAUUUAUGCUGUAAAUGGGGAUCAGUAUACUGGAGAAUGGCUGGACAACUUGAAACAUGGUAAAGGCACCCAGAUUUGGAAAAGCACAGGAGCCAUUUACAGCGGUGACUGGAAGUUUGGGAAGAGGGAUGGUUAUGGCUCAUACAGCAUUCUUGACCCAGUGACCAAGGAAUACAAGAGGGUGUACACAGGCUGGUGGGAAAAUGACAGAAGAAGUGGCCGGGGGAUGUUCUUUUACCCCAACGGGGAGCUCUACGAGGGCGAGUGGAGCAAUGGCUUGCGCAGCGGCUGGGGAAAGAUGCACUACAAGGACGGCUCCACCUACGAGGGAGAGUGGCUGACAGACCAGCCCAACGGGCAGGGCCUGCUGCGGCUCCCAAAUGGAAAUCGGUACGAAGGAGGUUGGAAAGAUGGCAAGAAGCAUGGCCCAGGAAAAUACUUCUACCUAGACAAGGGAGAGCUGUUAGAAGGCAUCUGGGUAGCAGAUAUACCAAAGUGUGGAGUUCUGGUUGACUCUGGCAGAGACAACGCUCCAGCCCCUUCUGAAUUUCCCCUCCCAGAGAUUAAACUACAUGAUCCAGCUGCUGUUAUAGCCGAGGCCCGGGCAACGUUUGAUGACAGCCAUAAUUAAUAACCAGAUGAAGAAAAAAAAUUCAAGAACACGAUCCCGGGUUAUUUAUUC
Molecule: messenger RNA, 969 nt
Organism: Passer domesticus (house sparrow)
Lineage: Eukaryota; Metazoa; Chordata; Aves; Passeriformes; Passeridae
Gene: MORN3
Product: MORN repeat containing 3
Exons: 6
Coding region: 202-918 (238 amino acids)
Source: RefSeq, a predicted model, not a curated record